AUGUCCGUCCUCAAUGCAAUACCGUUCAUGAAACCAAUCCACAUUCGGUCACCUCGCCAGCAGAGACGCCACACACUGCCAGCCAGCGAAUUCCGAUGCCUUUCUCCAGAAGAUGCAGUCAGUGUUUUUGAAAUUGAGAGAGAAGCCUUUAUAUCUGUGUCUGGGGAAUGCCCCCUCCAUCUGGAUGAAGUCCGACACUUCCUGACACUGUGCCCGGAGUUGUCAUUGGGAUGGUUUGAAGAAGGGAGGCUCGUGGCAUUUAUCAUCGGGUCCUUAUGGGAUCAGGACAAACUCAGUCAGGAUGCCCUCACCCUGCACAAGCCCCAUGGCUCUUCGGUCCACAUUCACGUCCUGGCUGUACAUCGCACAUUCCGGCAACAAGGCAAGGGAUCCAUCCUCCUGUGGCGUUACCUGCAGUACCUGCGCUGUCUGCCUUUUGCACGGCGGGCCGUGCUCAUGUGUGAAGAUUUUUUGGUUCCCUUCUACUCCAAAUGUGGCUUCAAAGCUGUGGGGCCCUGUGACAUCACCGUCGGCCCGCUGACUUUCAUUGAGAUGCAGUGUCCGGUUAGAGGGCACGCCUUUAUGCGCAGAAAUAGUGGAUGCUAG
Messenger RNA from Staurois parvus, 606 nucleotides. The record is from the annotation of a GenBank genome assembly. Lineage: Eukaryota; Metazoa; Chordata; Amphibia; Anura; Ranidae.